UUUCAGAAUUUUCACCCCUGAGCAGUGGUAUUUCACACACAGCUCCAAAGCAGCCCUCCUUGCUGGAAACGGUUGGAAUUACCUUGAAGACUGUUCUUGGACUUCUAGGUAGUUUUAGUGGGCAGACGUUUCCCUCUGUGGACAGGUCUCAUCUCUGACAUUGCCAGCAGUCCCUGGGAGCCAGGCCUGCUGAUAAGGGGCAGCCGUCUCACUGAUAUCUCCAUAUGCCGGGAAAUGCCCAGCCUGGAAGUGAUCACCCUCAGCGUCAACAGCAUCUCCACCCUGGAGCCCGUGAGCCGCUGCCGGCAGCUGAGCGAGCUCUACCUGCGCAAGAACUGCAUCUCCAGUCUGGCGGAGCUCUUCUACCUGAAGGGCCUCCCGUGCCUGCGUGUGCUGUGGCUGGCGGAGAACCCCUGCUGUGGCGCCUGCCCUCACCUCUACCGCAUGACCGUCCUGCGCAACCUGCCUCACCUGCAGAAGCUGGACAACCAGGCUGUGACGGAGGAGGAGGUGUCCCGAGCGCUGGUGGAGGGAGAGGAGGUCACGGCCCCCAGCAGACAGCACUCAGGGAAUGGCCCGCCCGAGCUGUCCUACACCCUGAGCGCCGAGGACGCCGCCGCCGAGAUGCCACGGGACCCGCUGAGCCUCGGCGAGGAGACCAGCAGCAUCCAGGGGCAGCUCGGCCUGAAGCGCCCUUCCCGGGACCAGUUUCCUUCCUUCUCGCAGAGGGCGGCCACAAGCAGUCGCAAGAACAGGAACAACGUCCUGACCGCCGUCCUCCUGCUGCUGCGGGAACUAGACAGCGAGGGGCUGGAGGCCGUCCACCAGCGCGUGGUCAGCCGGCUCCAGGCCCUGCAGAAGCAGGAGCUGCAGGAGGCCAUGGAGUGACUGUCAGCGGGGACCCCGAGCUGAAGUCCAGCGUCUUCCCGAACACCUGGGAGGGUGGGGGUCACAGCUGCGGCCUCUGCUUGACCCCAGGCUGAGCCUCGGCGCACAGGGCUGCGUCCUUAGGAAGCCUCGCCCACCCAGGAAAGCCGAGCUUUCGCUGUGGAUGGGCACCACGCCAGGGCAGGAGGGGCUGGCUGGGCAGGCCUUCCCCUGUGCCCUCCGCUGUGAGGGGCCGUAGCCAGAUGCCCUCCUGUAUGGCAGGGCCACCUCGACUUGCCUCUUCCUGAAGGUGGGCUUUGCAGCCGUCCUCCCUAAUAAAUAUUUUUCCAAAGUCUGACCUGGAAGCAGACGUUUCCUGAAUGACAGGCACGGCCUUGACAUUCUUGUUAAAGGUAAGGGCAGUCGCUCGCGCAUGUUUUCUCAGCCAGUUGUCUGACGCUGUCAUGGGAUGGAUUUCUGUUGACCACAGGAGACUUCCAGAACGGUGGCAGCCUUAGGGGUGGGCUGCCUGUCGCCUCCAGGGACGUUCUGUCUGCAGUGCACUGUGUCCCUUCUUGAGAGCCCCGCACGACACAGGGUCUGUGCUGCCCGAGUGAGAAGACCUGGACAACAGGCCUGCCGCUUCUGUCCGGGUACCGGAAGCAGCCGCGUGGGAAGGGACAGCCUUCUGGAAAAGGCGUCUUAUGUUCUCUUUCUUUGGGAAGAGUCGCAGGCCUUGCUGCGGUGACCGGGAUGCGGGCGGUGACUCCACAGCCCUGGGGUCCUUCCUGGUGCCCCCAGUGCAAGGGGAGGAGGGUGCCCGCCGAGCUGUUAGGGGAGGUCCCUUCUUGCUGGGCUUGAAAUGACAGGGACUGGUGUCCUGUUGGGGCAGGAACAUCCACGUCCCUGUGGGAGCCGAGGGUGUGUCAGGUUACAUGAGGGCUGCACAGACCCAAGGGGGACUGACCACAGCGUGUGCAAGACACCAGCCCGAAAGAUCACCGGCUCCGGGAAGAUGAAGCUGCACUCGUGGUGCAACCGUCUCACGCUGGCCUCGUGGGGGGCCCCGGGAAAGGCAGUGGUUCACCUUGGGGCCCCCCGUACUUCUCAGGGCAGGGGGUGAGGUCUGGCCGCGGGAAGCGAGGACUCGCCACGCGGGGCCAUCUAGGACAGGUGGCCGUGGCCUGUGCAUGUGCCUUCUCUCGUGUUAUGGGACGUUGCAUGUCUUCAAUAAAGCCCCGUCCUGGUCAGAACAA
Molecule: messenger RNA, 2123 nt
Organism: Delphinapterus leucas (beluga whale)
Lineage: Eukaryota; Metazoa; Chordata; Mammalia; Artiodactyla; Monodontidae
Gene: CFAP410
Product: cilia and flagella associated protein 410
Biological process (GO): cytoskeleton organization
Molecular function (GO): protein binding
Source: RefSeq, a predicted model, not a curated record